Messenger RNA from Lithohypha guttulata, 1380 nucleotides. RefSeq lists its product as uncharacterized. Lineage: Eukaryota; Fungi; Ascomycota; Eurotiomycetes; Chaetothyriales; Trichomeriaceae. The transcript is spliced from 2 exons. The coding region runs from base 1 to 1380 and encodes 459 amino acids. The record is from RefSeq and is a predicted model, not a curated record.
AUGACUGCUAUCUUGAAAGCUUCGUUGAUGCUUCCUAUUGCUGAAGGUAUUUCGGAGUUGAAGUGGCAAUGGUUCGAAAAGCCACGGACGCUAAGCGAUAUCAGCACCUUCGAUUCAGCGAGCCGUGGUCCCUGGGGAUCUUUCUUGUUUCUCUUCAGUAUUAGACGAAGUGUUCUGGCCAGCUGUGGAGCGAUAAUUACGAUAUGUGCUCUGGCCAUCGACCCCUUCUCGCAGCAGGUUCUGAAAUAUCAAAACUGCCUGGAACCAAACACUGCUGCAAUGGCGCAGAUCCCACGUACCAACGCUUACAGUGCACGAGGGUUACGUGCGGGCGCGGGUGUUACUGUUCUCGACACUACCAUGACGCUGUCAAUUUACAAUGGGAUUUUGGCACCACUUACAAAUGCUUCCUCUCUUGUGGCGACCUCAUGUCCGUCAGGAAAUUGCACCUUCAGCGCAGAUGCUGGUUCAUCAUACUCGUCCAUUGCUAUAUGCCAACGGUCCGAGGACAUCUCGCGCUACAUACAAAACAAUACAUCGCUCAUGAGAGCAGAAAAUUACUCCCUUCCAAGUGGUCCGACUAUUGGAAACAGGUAUGUACUGAGCUCAAACGUCAUUGAUUACCGCUACUCCGAGGACUUGGCUAUUUAUCAGAGUCCGGAGGAUGAAUAUCUCAAAGAUAUGCUGUUCACGACCGAAUUUCUGAUGUUACGAAACUUCACUCAGCCUAUCGCAUAUCGGUCUUCGUUGUAUCCCUGCAUCAAGACCUGGGGUGGGAACAUAACGCUUGGCGAGCUUGUAGAAAUUGAAACUGCUAGCGUGCCAGCAGAAUUCGUGGACGGAUAUGUUAGUCAAGUCGCAAAAGAAACCUUGCGCAACGGAUCUCGGCAGGCUUGCCAACCAACAACUCAGGAAACCGACAUCAAUGUGAUCUCUGUCAAAGCUCACAGCAGAUCGUAUGCCGACUCGCCAAUAAAUGUCACCAGCGUAAGCAAUAUUCCGAACGACACAAUACUCUGGUAUCCACCUGACUGCAUCUGGAAAUUCGAUGCCACAUCAGCCAAUGCUAAUACAGAGUUCCUACGUACCCUGUUUCUGUUCAAUAACGUUAGCCGUGCAGAUCGCGGCGGCGCAGUCUUGGGUGACCUCUGGCUGCUCAAUAUAUGGGCCAAUGGGCUUGCAAACAUGAGCAGCGUAAAUGAUUACAUGGACAACCUGGCAGCGCACAUGACAGCAACUAUCCGCUCUCGCGGCGACGAAACGACACUACCCUACACCAACUACGCAAGUGGUAUAGUUCUGGAGAACCAGACUUGUAUUCAUCGACCAUCGUGUCAACGUCUGCACGACGACACGAGAGCUAUGCACAUGCAUCACUGA